AUGAGCGAAGAUGAAGGGGAUCAAGAAGCUGAGGAGGCUGAUACUUUGGCUGCUGUGGUGAUGAAGAUUCAGAAAGGUCGACUGGGCGCUCCGUUAGAGAUAGGCCUCUUCGAGAUCUCCUCAUUGGAGGACGUGCCUAAAUGGUACGGGAUCACUGAACCUGCCAGUUUCGCCUUGCCAUCUGAGGAAGAACUAAGGAGGACAAGGAUGUUGAUGGAGGACCUAAAAUCCAUCGACAUCUUCCAAUCUCACCUGGAGGUCAAACGUCGUGAAAGGAUGGUCCGAAAUUUAGAGUCGCUAUUUAAGAAAUGGCUGACCGAGACCUGCUUGGAGAUGAAUGUUCCCGACCACGUCACAGAACAGGUUGGCGGACGAGUAGUCCCAUUUGGGUCCUACGCUUUGGGCAUCAACACAAAGGGAAAUGACAUUGACCUGCUCUGUGUGGGACCAGGCUUUGUCGAGAGAUCCCAAUUCUUUUCAUCUUUUGUGGAGAAACUGAAGACCCACAGUGGCAUCCGGAUCAUCCAGGUUGUUGAGGAUGCGUUUGUCCCAAUUAUAAAGCUCACUUAUUACGGAACAGACAUCGACAUGGUGUAUGCAAAAAUUAACCGGAACAGCAUUAGCAACAAACUGAAUCUGAUGGAUGUUGCUCAUCUGAAAGAAAUGGAGAUCCAUUGUGUGAGGAGUCUACAGGGCUACCGAGUUACACAGGAGAUCAUGAGCUUGGUGCCAAAUAUCUUCACAUUCAGAGAAGUGCUAGUCACCAUAAAACACUGGGCAAAAUGUCGGAACAUCUACUCUAAUAAGAUGGGGUUUCUGGGUGGAGCUUCCUGGGGUAUCUUAGUCGCCCGAGUAUGCCAGCUGUACCCUAACGCCACCACUGCAACUUUGGUGGCUAAGUUCUUUAAGGUCGUCUCCAUGUGGGACUGGACUUACCCCAUCUUACUGAAGUUCCCUGAGGAGCACAAAUUGAACCUUCAGGUGUGGAAUCCCAGAGUGAAUGUGAGCGAUCGGUUUCACCGCAUGCCGAUUAUCACGCCAUCGUACCCACACCAAAAAAAAGGGGACAUUCUCCAGACAAUAGUGAAAGUGUGA
Periophthalmus magnuspinnatus is the source of this 1095-nucleotide messenger RNA. RefSeq names its product poly(A) polymerase type 3-like. NCBI's taxonomy places the organism in Eukaryota, Metazoa, Chordata, Actinopteri, Gobiiformes, Gobiidae. Gene Ontology annotation, molecular function: poly(A) RNA polymerase activity. The coding region runs from base 1 to 1095 and encodes 364 amino acids. The transcript is spliced from 3 exons. The record is from RefSeq and is a predicted model, not a curated record. Gene Ontology annotation, cellular component: nucleus.